This is a messenger RNA of Cornus florida, 825 nucleotides long. Its product is annotated as 17.5 kDa class I heat shock protein-like. The record is from RefSeq and is a predicted model, not a curated record. Gene Ontology annotation, biological process: response to salt stress; response to hydrogen peroxide; protein folding. NCBI's taxonomy places the organism in Eukaryota, Viridiplantae, Streptophyta, Magnoliopsida, Cornales, Cornaceae. The coding region runs from base 210 to 671 and encodes 153 amino acids. The transcript has a single exon.
GGAAUUCAGCUGAAAGUACUGGAAGAUUCCCUCGUACAUAUGCGAGCAAUAGAUGAACUCUCCUGAAAGCACUGGAAACACCUCAUGAAUCUUUAAAUACCCAACACAUCCCCUCCUGCAAAACCAACAAGCAUCUCGACGAAUUAAGCGAGCAUCCAAUCAAUCGAUUAACCCUCAGUUUUGCAAUCUUUAAUCCAAGAACAUCGAAAAUGUCUUUGAUUCCAAGCAUCUUUGGUGGCCGUCAAAAGAACUUCUUCGAUCCAUUCUCUAUCGACGUUUGGGACCCCUUCAAGGACUUCCCAUUAUCUUCCUCUUCUUCAAGCGGGGUCUCUGCAUUGGUGAACACUCGCGUUGAUUGGAAGGAAACACCAGAAGCCCAUGUGUUCAAGGCAGACCUUCCAGGGAUCAAGAAAGAAGAAGUGAAGGUCGAAAUCGAAGAUGAAAGGGUUUUACAGAUCAGCGGAGAGAGGAACGUGGAGAAGGAGGACAAGAAUGACAAGUGGCAUCGGGUGGAGCGCAGCGGCGGCAAGUUCAUGAGGAGGUUCCGGCUGCCGGAGAAUGCGAGGACCGAUCAAAUCAAGGCCUCCAUGGAAAAUGGAGUGCUCACUGUUACUGUUCCCAAGGAGGAAGUGAGGAAGCCUGAUGUCAAAGCUGUUCAGAUCUCUGGAUGAAUUCAAUUGAAUGGUGUUUUUAACUUCAAAUCUAAUCUACAAUAAUGUGAUAUAAGUAAGAAUGCAUAGGGAAGGUCUUUGUUAGUUUUGUGGUGUUUGUAGGACGUUUGAUGUAACUUUCGAGAGAAAAAAAUAUAUAUGUUUGAUGUAAUAA